AAGAAAAACAAGCUGUGCUGAUAAGUCAGCUAAAAAUAAAUGUGUAUAAAUAUUGGUUUGGAAACUUGUUAAUCUGUAGAUUGUCGAACUGAGUCGCAUCCGAAUUGCAAUGCUGCCGGAGCGCCGGGGCUUCCGUCCGUUCGAUCAGUUUUGGACGCGAUCCGAGGGAGGCUGCAGCCGCACGGAGCGCGGAAACAUGUACAUCCUGAUAUCGCUGACCCUGAUCCUGUUGCACCUGCUCCUGCUGCCCAUCUACUUGUACCUCACCUGGCACCACAAGUACUGGCGCAAGCGUGGCUUGAUCACGGCUCGACCUUUGACCCUGCUGGGCACAUAUCCCGGCCUGCUCACCCGGAAGAGCAACCUAGUCCAUGAUGUUCAGCUGAUAUACGACAAAUACAAGGGCAAACAUCGUGCUGUGGGCGUUUUUGUGACACGUCAACCGCAGAUCCUGGUUCUCGAUCCGGAGCUGGCCCACGAAGUGCUGGUCGAGAAUUUCCGCUGCUACAAGGACUCGCUGACCAGCUCGUACAUCAGACAUGCCAAGUGGGACAAGUACGCCCGCCUGAAUCCUUUUUGGGCAUCCGGCAAGUCCUGGCGGCGCCUUCGCACAGAUGCCCAGGCGGGAAUCUCGGGACAUCGCCUGAAACAGGCCUAUAACAUUUGGGAGCAGGGUGGCAAGAUGCUCACCCACUACAUGACACAGCAAAUUACAGAUCAAAAUAAUAUACUUGAGACCAGGGAUCUAUGUUUUAGGUAUACGGCCCAUGUGAUGGCUGAUUUUAUCUGGGGCAUCGAUGCCGGAACCCUUACUCGACCCAUGGAGCAGCCUAAUAAGGUGCAGCAAAUGGCCAGCAAGUGGACCAGUUAUGCCUUCUACAUGAUCUCCAUUUUCAUGGCCUCCAUUGUGGCGCCCUGUAGUCGUUUGCUAUUGCGUUUCCGCUUUUAUCCCAAAGAAACCGAUGAGUUUUUCUCAAAUUUAACCAGGGAAUCCAUUGAGGUGCGACUUAAGGGCGGUGGUGAUGCCUCUCGCACAGAUUACCUCUCACACCUGCUGCAGCUUCGUGAUCAGAAACAGGCCACCCACGACGAUUUGGUGGGUCAUGCCUUGACCGUCAUGUUGGAUGGUUACGAUACCACCGGCACAGCUCUGCUCCAUGCUCUUUAUUAUUUGGCGGAGUAUCCAGCUGUUCAACAAAAGCUGCGCAUGGAGAUCCUCUCCAGCUUGGAGUGCGACAAAACUCUGGACUUUGACAGGCUCUGCAACCUUCCAUAUUUGGAGCAAGUGGUCUAUGAGUCCCUCCGACUGAGCAGUUUGAUUCCCCAGUAUACCAAAGUCUGCACUUUUCCCACCAUUAUUCAGCUGAAUGAAUUCAAAAGACUGAAUGUUGAGGAUGGCAUGACCAUUAUGAUACCCAACUAUCAGUUCCAUCACGAUAAGCUGUAUUUUCCCGAACCCGAAGUUUUCAAACCCGAGCGUUUUGAUAAUGGCGCAUAUCAGGAAUUAAUGCGAAAGGGUAUAUUUCUUCCAUUUAGCGAUGGUCCGCGUAUUUGCAUGGGCAAACGAUUGGCUCUGCUGACUUUGAAAUCUGCUCUCGUUCACAUACUCAGCGAUUUUCAAGUGGUCAGGGGAAAGGAGCGAUUGAUACCCAGUGGAGAUGCUGGAUUCGGAGUUGUUCUUCAGGGAAAUGUCAAUCUGGAAUAUCGCCGCUUUUUAAGAUAGAUUUAUUUAUUAAUUAAUACAUUCAAGGUAUAUGAUAUUAUGAUUAACUGUUUUUUUUAAACAUUUUUAACUAAAUAAUGGUUGCCUAACAAUUUGUAAAAAUAAACAAAAAACAUUUAAAAUUUUUACAACAUUAAGUGCUUGACGAUUUUAAAAGUAGUAUUUCAAAAAAUCGCGUUUAAAAUUGUCUUUUUGGAUAUUUUUAACAACACAUUUAAUAAAGAAAAAAAAAACAUAUUUUGAAAAUUCUACAGUGCUCAUAUUAAUAGGGUGUUCAAGUUCAAGACUUUUUUUUUAUAGAAAUAUUGAUAGUUGUUAAGACGUUUUCAAAUAAUAUAUGUAGUAAGUGCAAUUAAUCACAACAACGUAAUGAAGCACUUAAAUAAUCAAAACACAGAGAGAGACAUGCUUGCUUUGCCCCAAGAACUUAACUUACCUCUCCAACAAAACCUUAUCUGGCUGAUAAUGCUAUCAAAAUCGUAUGCCCCGACUAGAUUUUAAGAACUAAUUGCAAAAUGUAGAUUAAAAUGAAGUAUAUUCUGAUUAUAAGCUUUAUUAUGCGCCAGUC
Messenger RNA from Drosophila gunungcola (fruit fly), 2291 nucleotides. RefSeq names its product probable cytochrome P450 309a2 (gene Cyp309a2). Gene Ontology annotation, molecular function: monooxygenase activity; heme binding; iron ion binding. NCBI's taxonomy places the organism in Eukaryota, Metazoa, Arthropoda, Insecta, Diptera, Drosophilidae. The record is from RefSeq and is a predicted model, not a curated record. The transcript is spliced from 6 exons. Bases 110 to 1723 code for a protein of 537 amino acids.